AUGAACUCCACCCCCUGCACAGCAUGCAGCUGGACCCCCGAACGCCAAAACCACUGCAACUACAAAAGCCACCUCAAACUCUUCCACAAAGCAGGCGACCGAGGCACCUGUUCCAUCGGCUCAAAGGUAAUCCUGAAAGACCACGGUCACAACCUCCCAACCUCCGAGGUCCCAAACAUCCAUUUCGUGCAAGACCGGACCUCUAUCCCCGUCCCCACUAUCAUCGAUUCCUGGGAGGAGGAGGAAGAUAAACACACUCUCACCCUAAUGCGACGUAUCCCCGGCGAACCGUUAAGCAACAUCUGGUCAAAACUAACCCCCAACGAAAAAGAAACCAUAGCAAAGCAAGUCGCCGAGUAUCUCCAACAAUUCCGACCUCUCCAGUCGGAUAAGAUCCAAUGUCUCGGUGGUCGUCCAGUAUUCUCUAACUUCCUCUUUAAGAAUGAUUCUAGUAGCUCCUCUGGUGAGAUUGAGAUUCCCCGCGGUCCCUUUGCAACUGAUGACGAGCUUUGGGCUGAGAUGGAGCGUGGGUUGGAUGAGAGGAUUCCAGAGGCUGCGAGGGUACGGCUGAGGCAGCGCAUGCCGGCUGCUAUGCCGUAUACGUUUACGCAUGGGGAUCUGACCAUUGGGAAUAUUAUGGUGGAGGGUGGUGAACUUACUGGGAUUAUUGGUUGGGAGAUGGCUGGGUAUUUUCCUGUUUGGUGGGAGUAUGUGGCCACUUCGGUUGCUGAUGGUGAGGAGGAUAGAGAGUGGAAGAUGUUGUUGAGAUGGUAUUUGCCGGAUUAUAGUGCUGCGCGGGAGUUUUGGUUGGAGUAUUGGUAUCUUUGUAGGGAUUUGGAGGGUGAAAGAGUAUAG
This is a messenger RNA of Aspergillus costaricaensis CBS 115574, 855 nucleotides long. RefSeq names its product kinase-like protein. NCBI's taxonomy places the organism in Eukaryota, Fungi, Ascomycota, Eurotiomycetes, Eurotiales, Aspergillaceae. The coding region runs from base 1 to 855 and encodes 284 amino acids. The record is from RefSeq and is a predicted model, not a curated record. The transcript has a single exon.